This is a messenger RNA of Portunus trituberculatus (swimming crab), 924 nucleotides long. RefSeq names its product Y-box-binding protein 2-like. Gene Ontology annotation, cellular component: cytosol. The record is from RefSeq and is a predicted model, not a curated record. The transcript has a single exon. NCBI's taxonomy places the organism in Eukaryota, Metazoa, Arthropoda, Malacostraca, Decapoda, Portunidae. The coding region runs from base 1 to 924 and encodes 307 amino acids. Gene Ontology annotation, biological process: negative regulation of termination of DNA-templated transcription. Gene Ontology annotation, molecular function: RNA binding; transcription antitermination factor activity, RNA binding.
AUGGCAGGCCAGCAGCACCAAGGCAAAGUCAAGUGGUUCAACUACAAGCGUGGUUAUGGCUUUAUCAGGGACCACAGUACAAAGACAGACGUCUUUGCACACUUCUCCGGCCUCAAGCGGUCCCUACAAAAACGUCUCCUCCGUGAAGGAGACAAGGUAGUCUUCACCGUCCACGGGGGAGACAAAGGACCGGAGGCCCGAGACACCGUGAAGACCAGCAGUGCUUCACACCCGAAGCCACCCCUCAGGACGUGGGAUGUGGAAGCCAAGAUAUCGGCUUGCAUCGGCGCCGCAAAAGUCCUUGCCGGCACCAACACCCGUCGUCUUCAAGUUCUCAUUCCUCUCCUGCUGACGCACAAUGGCCUACCCACUAUAAGGAUUCCACCACAAGCCUUCGGAACCUUAUACCCAAACACAGCAAAACCACCGAGGGUCCACCAGCCGUCUCGCCAAGACAAAGUCCAACCUCGCCGCGAAGACCCACAGGAAGAGGUUGAGACUGUCGAGGAAGACGAGGAAGGAGAGGACGAGCUUGUCGAUGUGGAAGGGAGCGACUCCGGCCAACCACUUCUGCCCAUCGAGCCUCCACCAGCAGAAGAAGUUGCAGGCUGGAAAACACCAAAGAGGAAUAAUAAGAACAAGAACUCCACCUCAACAACACCUGCAGCCGAAGCUGUGCCAACUCCCCAGCCAAGCCCACAGAGUGAGACGACCGAUCAAGAACAAACGGAGGAACCGCACACACUCCAUUACCUCCUGAGAAAGAAGAAUCCAGGCACCAAAGACACACCACCAAACAAAAUAACCUUCUCGGACAUUAUACAGAAGGGAUAUGUUAAAAAGAACCACAUAGACUCAAAGAAGCAGACAUCCACCCAGAAGACAGUCCGCCAACUCGCCCGCCAUGGAGGACUCGCAACAUAG